This is a messenger RNA of Ilyonectria robusta, 1863 nucleotides long. RefSeq lists its product as uncharacterized. Bases 1 to 1863 code for a protein of 620 amino acids. The record is from RefSeq and is a predicted model, not a curated record. The transcript has 2 exons. Gene Ontology annotation, molecular function: protein binding. Lineage: Eukaryota; Fungi; Ascomycota; Sordariomycetes; Hypocreales; Nectriaceae.
AUGGACAGGACAUCUCUGGGAAGUCUCCCGGACGAUCUCCUCCUCGACAUUGUCGAAUAUCUCGACACGGCCCGCGACGUCGCCCACCUGGCCGCGUCGACGAGGCGCACACGCAAUCUCGUCCAGCAGGAUGGCUGGCGCACGUUUGUCAAGACUCGAUUCCCCUCACUAGAUAUUCCCUUCAACAGUCAAACAACAUGGAACUCCGUCGCAGAUCGCGCCACCUAUCUGGACCGGUGCUGGGACAAGCGCGGCUUUUGGAUGAAUGUGCUGCACGAGAAGCCGCCGCCGCAGCAGAGGGGCCAGAGGGGGCAAAGAGGCCGGUUUCAACAAAGGUUGCCGCGGGGCCAGUCAGUCUCUUUCCAUGCCGUACUAGAUGCUCGGCUAUCUUCGAACUUGGAGGAUGAGGUAAUCGCGGCCGGAGUGGGAGAGAAUCUCAUGGUGCGAGUGAAGCCGCAGAACGGCAAACGUGCUGAUGUCUGGCACCAACUCCAGGGCCAGACGCAUGGCUACAAGGCCGGUAAUGGCGACGUGACUGCAGUUUCAGUCAUGGAGCGAGAUGGUCUUCCCAUCGUUGCCGUGGGAAGGGCAAACGGCGACAUCCAGGUCCUAUCGGCCGAGGACGACUUCGCCCAGUCGCUCCAGAACCUGACGCUGGGAGACGCACAAGAACCAACCCGCGCGGCCGAUCCUAUGAGGAGGUCUCCAGGACAACAAGCUGUGUCGUGGACCGAAUGGCAGCCCGAGUCAAAUCUGCUUGCGAGCUGCAAAGGCCCCUUCUUAGCCCUCCACAACCUCUCUGCCACCGAUGCCACCGGCUUAGACCCAGUGGCACACUACGACUUUUCACAAACGAGUGCCAGUGGCGAGGCGUCUCUCGUGCGAGGCGCCAAAUUCAUGAGCAAAGAUGUCAUCGCAUGUGCCCUGGGCGGUACCCGUGAGCCGCUGCGCUGGGGCAAGCUGACUCCAACCGGUCUGGAGUUUCUCAACGCUACGAGCAAUCUACAUGUCCUCGACGAGGCGGCCAAACUCACAGACAUUCGGAUCGGCGAGAAGACGGCCAUCCGCGCGAUCGAGCCUGUCAGGGGCGGAGGAAACGACAAUAUGCUGCUGAGUGCCUGGGACGAUGGCACAUACAGGCUCAUGGAUCUUCGCACGCCGUCGGCUCACGACGCCAUCUACCGCGAUAGCUUCCAACCGUACGAAGCAGGAAGUUCUCUGGUGGUCUACGGCACCGAGCGUUUCGUCGCGGGGAGCACGACGGCCCCUGACCUCCGUCUCUUCGACUUCCGGUACCCCAAGGCGUACAACCACACAACCGCCCUGCCAUGCUCCACCGAAUGGCCCUCGCCCAGCCAGCGCGACCCCCGCAGCGUGUGGACGCAGGAUUGGCGGCCGGACCGGUGGUCUCCGCAGUGCGACUUUCAGAAGGGAUCGCUGUGCGCCUGGCACGACCAUUCGAGGUGGGACUACUGGCGGCCGGAUGCAACGAUUCACAUCGGCAGUCCUACCUAUGACCGGAUCUACUGCCUCAGAAAGACGUCGGACCUGUCAGACACCAUUUACUGCGGUGUCCGCGGUGCCAUUCUAGAGAUGAACCUGCGUCUCACCGAGGACGCCAGCUCUGCUCACCCGGAGCAGAGAGCCCCGGCUGGAUGGCGCAUGGGACCACCCGCGGGCAAGAUAUCUCUGAUUGAGACGGGAGACAACCUGAUCCAGGCCCGGGAAUGGGCCCUCCAGAACCGAGGCGUUCCCGAGUUGAUUAUGCAACAGCCCAAACCGCAGAGCUACGCCAGCUCGGCGGAGCAGGCUCGGCGGAAUCGACUCGAUUCGGCGUUUCACAGACCCCAGGAUUUCUACUAA